GUCCCCAGGGAGGGAACUCAUGAAUAUUCACACGCCUGCCGGAGCGGGAGGGAGCCAGCCCGCGUGUGACUGGGCGUCAUUGGAGCGUUCCUGUUUCCCAGUGACCGCGGGCAGAGGCAGCCUGGGAGUCAGAUGUGGCUCCGGCGGGGAGCGGAGAGGGAGAGCCAGCCCGCCGAGGCCCGAGGUGUCUGAGAUGCCGCCGCCUCAGAAGAAGCGCUGGGAGUCCAUGGCCAAGGGGCUGGUGCUGGGCGCGCUCUUCACCAGCUUCCUGCUGCUGCUGUACUCGUAUGCAGUCCCCCCGCUGCACCCCGACCUGCCAUCCACGACCCCGGAGGGCACCCCGUCCUGCUCCCCGGCCCCGGAUGAGUCCGAGACGACAGCGGCGGCCGCCAACGGCUCCUCGCCCGCCAACGGCUCCUCCCCGGGGGGCUGCCGGCCGCGGCGGGACAUCGUGUUCAUGAAGACGCACAAGACGGCCAGCAGCACGCUGCUCAACAUCCUGUUCCGCUUCGGCCAGAAGCACGGGCUCAAGUUCGCCUUCCCGAGCGGCCGCAACGACUUCGCCUACCCGGCCUUCUUCGCGCGCCGCCUGGUGCAGGGCUACCGGCCGGGCGCCUGCUUCAACAUCAUCUGCAACCACAUGCGCUUCCACUACGACGAGGUGCGCGGCCUGGUGGCGCCGGGCGCCGCCUUCAUCACGGUGCUGCGCGACCCGGCGCGCCUGUUCGAGUCCUCCUUCCACUACUUCGGCUCGGUGGUGCCGUCCACGUGGCGGCGGCUGCGGGGCCGCGCGGACAAGCUGGCCGCCUUCCUGCGGGAGCCCGACCGCUACUACGACCCGCGCGGCCUCAACGCGCACUACCUGCGCAACCUGCUCUUCUUCGACCUGGGCUACGACAGCGGCCUGGACCCGCGCAGCCCGCGCGUGCAGGAGCACAUCCUGGAGGUGGAGCGCCGCUUCCACCUGGUGCUGCUGCAGGAGUACUUCGACGAGUCCCUGGUGCUGCUCAAGGAGCUGCUGUGCUGGCAGCUGGAGGACGUGCUCUACUUCCGCCUCAACGCGCGCCGCGCCCCGGCCGCGCCGCGCCUCUCGGCCGAGCUCUACCGCCGCGCCACCGCCUGGAACGUGCUGGACGCGCGCCUCUACCGCCACUUCAACGCCAGCUUCUGGCGCCGCGUGGACGCCUUCGGCCGCGAGCGCAUGCGCCGCGAGGUGGCCGCCCUGCGCCGCGCCAACGAGCGCAUGCGCCGCAUCUGCAUCGACGGCGGCCGCGCUGUGGACGCCGCCGCCAUCCGCGACGCCGCCCUGCAGCCCUGGCAGCCGCUCGGCGCCAAGUCCAUCCUGGGCUACAACCUCAAGCAGAGCAUCGGCCGGCGCCACGCGCAGCUCUGCCGCCGCAUGCUCACGCCCGAGAUCCAGUACCUCAUGGACCUCGGCGUCAACCUGUGGGUCACCAGGCUCUGGAAGGCCGUGCGCGACUUCCUGCAGUGGUGACGUGGCGUGACGCCGUGGCGUGACGGCGUGACGGUCCCCUCGGGGGAGGGGGGCCUGCUGCUGGCCUCCAUCCACCCCCCUCCCACCCCCCAGUCCCUCCUGGUGCCACCUCGGUCCCCGGGGGAAUGGGGGGAUGGAGCCAACCAGCCAGUCUGUGCCCCCAGCAUCAGUAUUUGACUAAUUGUACCUUUUCUUUUUCUUUCUUUCUUUCUUUCUUUCUUU
Messenger RNA from Pipistrellus kuhlii (Kuhl's pipistrelle), 1717 nucleotides. RefSeq names its product galactose-3-O-sulfotransferase 1 (gene GAL3ST1). Gene Ontology annotation, molecular function: galactosylceramide sulfotransferase activity. The transcript is spliced from 4 exons. Gene Ontology annotation, cellular component: membrane. Bases 20 to 1495 code for a protein of 491 amino acids. The record is from RefSeq and is a predicted model, not a curated record. Gene Ontology annotation, biological process: galactosylceramide biosynthetic process; myelination. Lineage: Eukaryota; Metazoa; Chordata; Mammalia; Chiroptera; Vespertilionidae.